GAUAGCUAUCGACACGAAUGUACACAGUAUACAGACCAUUUCUACACAGAAAAGCUUAGUAUUUUGACUGGUGAAAACACGAACAACGAAGAUGGAUUUAAGAUGAAACAAGUUAGGAGAAUGUUAACAGGAUGUAGUGUGGGUUCAGUUGUGUCUGUAUAGCUUUAGAAAUGACCGUAAAACUACCGGCCAGGACACAGGUGCUCUGUAGUAAAUCGGGUAUGGCUACGGACCGACGGUGAACGCGUCGAAACAGUGACUCUGUGUCAACAACGACUGAUCGCAUUUGGGAACUAAAGUAUAAAAGCAAAUGUGGAUAUAGCUAUGUGUAAAGAUACUCCUGUUUCCUACUGUUACCAGGAAAGUGUGAGGAUUUGAGAUACAUACCUGUCGAGUAUUUCCUCGAUUACAGGUGUGACAAUGGUACUCGAGUUAUGUCACUGACGGAGUAUUCAGGCAGGAUUUCGGAGCCACGGGAGUCUCCGGGUUUUAGAUAUGGCAAGUAUGGAGUUUUGUGGUGACAAGAUGUCAUUCAGAACUUUACGUUACACGUUUCCCCUGCUAGUUUUACUGCAGUUUCUGAUAGCCUUUGCCCAGGGCCAGGGGCCUGGGUCAGUAUGUGGUAAUGUUGCAAGUGAACGUUUCUCUAUCAGGGAGGGUCGACCUGGGGGCACAACGGUCGGGUCAAUUACCACACAAUCAUCGUACACAUAUUCAUUUAAGGAACCUCAAACUCUGUUUGAGUUGCACCCCACAACCGGGGAAAUCACCACCAAAGUGGAAUUGGAUCGUGAAGCGUUGACGACAAAUCCCAUACAGAUCUUGGUCAUACCGCGAUCCAUGUCGGGCACAACACAACAAUGUCCAACGGAUGUUUUCAUAACUGUGUUAGACGUCAAUGACAACUCGCCCACGUUUCCUUAUCCCAGCAUCCAAAUCAGAUUCAACGAAAAUGUCAACGUAGGGUACCAGCAGCAGCUGACUAGUGCGACCGACAUAGAUCAAGGCAACUUCGGUACAAUCACCUCUUACACCAUCAUCAACAUGACGGAUUCAGCCAACGAAAAAUUCACUCUGAUUUACGACAUAGAUCAGUAUGGAUACAGCCCUCUCAUUCGUGCCAUUGGUGGACUAGAUCGAGAGGUGAAGGAUUUUUAUCAACUUUGGAUAUCUUGCCAAGAUGGAGGUGAUCCGCCGCGCUAUGGAUACUUACAGGUGAACAUCACGAUUGCUGACUACAAUGACAAUGCACCACAGUUCUCCCCAAGUCAGUAUGUUGCCAGUAUUAACGAAAGUGUGCCGGUCGGAACCUCCGUGAUAAAAGUGGAGGCCACCGAUAAGGAUAUAGGUGAAAAUGGAGACAUUUCGUACAGAAUAACUGACGACACUCAACAGUUCACCAUUAAUUCUAAAACUGGAGAAAUUUCAACAACAGUCACACCACUGAAGUGUACACGUCGGUGUGACCGUUCAAUCAAUGAUGCGUGUGAGCCGUCCAGCUGUAUGCUGACUAUUGAGGUCGAGGAUGCGGGCCGUCCUCCCCUUUCUGGGCGGGCUUAUGUAACAGUCAAUGUGAAAGAUGAAAACAACAAUGUACCAGAAAUGAAAGUGACCUAUUUACCUAGUGGUAGUCUUGGAUAUUCAACAAUAGAUGAAAACGCAUCCAACGGUACCAAUGUUGCUAUAAUAAGUGUUAGUGAUAGUGAUACCGGGAGUUACGGAACUAUUUCGGACGUGCGCAUUAUAGGCGGAAAUGAUUAUAAUCACUUCUUCCUGCAGAAUCGUCUCAACAACCAACUAGAAUUUCUAAAAGUGAAUGGAAAUGGUGUAUUAGAUCGGGAGAGAAUUGAAAAAUACAACAUAACAAUAAUGGCAGCAGAUGGAGGAAUCCCACCAAAAACCUCUCUCAAAAGUAUUCUAGUGUAUAUCAAAGAUGUCAACGAUCAUCAUCCCAUGUUUCCAAAAACACAAUACAGAGUAUCACUGAGUGAAACCGUGCCAGUAUCCACCUAUGUCACAAGUCUGACCGCUAUCGACCUUGACACCGGUGACAAUGCCAAGCUGUCCUAUGCCAUAAUUUCCGGAAAUGAGUUAAAGUGGUUCAAAAUAGAUGCUAAUUCAGGGCUUGUCACUACUCAAGCCUUACUGAGGUAUGAGCUUCAGACACAAGUUGUAAUGAACAUAUCGGUCCAUGAUGGGAGUUUGAAUCCUUUAUAUAACUUCACUUCAUUGAUUGUUACGAUUUCGGAUGAGAACGACAUAACACCCACUUUUGAGCACCAAAUUUACAAUGCGUCCAUAGCUGAAGGAUUACAAACGGGGUCAAAGGUCAUUAAUGUUACUGCCAGAGAUUACGACUCGGCUCCCAAUGGAACUGUAACAUACUCUCUACACCACGAUGUAAGUGAGAGAUACCCAGCCACAUUCAAUCUUGACCCUAACUCUGGCAUUAUCACAACGCUUAAGGUCCUCGACAGGGAAGUCAUCGCAUAUUAUGUAAUUAGAAUCAUCGCUCGGGAUGGGGGAACACCAGCAUGGUCAUCUACAGCUACUGUCAAUAUUAAUGUGGAUGAUAUAAAUGACAGCAUUCCAAGAUUUUAUCCUGUAACAUACUACGCCCAAGUUUUAGAAAACAAACCCAUAGGAACAAGCGUUGUAAGGGUGUUUGCAGAAGAUCCUGACUAUGGAUCAAAUGGAACAGUUUAUUAUUCCUUCAACGGAAAUUAUCCUCAAUUCAGUGUAGACCAGAACACUGGUCUAAUCACAACGGCAGCCAUUUUGAAUCGUGCCACCCAGUCUACAUAUUCGCUGAGUGUAAAGGCAACAGAUGCUAGAGGGAGGACAAACGUACAAACAGCUUCAGUGGACGUUGUCGUAACGGACCAAAGCGUUACUCCGCCUGUAUUCAGAAACAAUGUGUAUAACUUCAGUAUUGUAGAAGACCCCACCAAUAUGCCAGUGAACUCAGGACGCACUGUGGGGACGGUCCAGGCAGAUACAGCAAACGCUGGGGUGUCAAUCUCAUAUGGUAUUGUGGAUGGUGACCCGAACAGUGUCUUCGUCAUAAACAGUGCGACGGGAAAGAUCACUAAUAACAAACGAGUUGACCGGGAGGAACGAGCUCAGUAUGAUCUGAAGGUCAUUGCUACAGCAGCAGGUCUGUUCGGGGAAGCUACGGUUAGAAUAAUUGUUUCCGACAUCAAUGACAACAUACCUAAGUUUACAAGUUCAGUUGCCGAAGCUCAAGCAGUCGAGAAUUGGCCAGUUGGUCAUGAUGUGUACCUAGCUAAAGCUACUGAUGCUGAUGCCGGUCCAAAUGCCCAGAUUUCUUACCGAUUACAGUCCACACCUGAUAUGUUCAAUGUAAUCCCAACAACAGGUAUGAUCUUCUUGGCUAAACCAAUAGACAAAUCAAAUGUGAAGACCUUUGUGGUGAACGUCAUAGCCUCGGAUGGUGGAGCUCCCCAGCUUUCAUCAACAGUGCGAGUUGAAAUUGAAGUCAUUGAUGUAAAUGACCACACUCCGGUAUUUUCCCAUAGCAACUACGAAGUUUCACUGAAUGAGUCACUAGCUGUGAAUUCCCAGUUCUUUACUUUGACGGCCACAGAUGAUGACAGUGGUCGGAAUGGUCAAGUGACAUAUAACAUAACAUCUGGGAACGCGGAGAGAAAGUUUGGUAUCUUUCCAGAUGGCAAACUCUUUCUGGCCAGGAUGUUAGACAGAGAGACGAAAGACCACUACAAACUGACCAUCACAGCUAAGGAUAUGAGUGUAGAACAGCGAAGUUCUUCAGCAAACGUCUCAAUCUACAUUCUCGAUGACAAUGACAAAAGGCCACUGUUUGACAACGCUUCCUACUUAUUUGGUAUCUCAGAAAAUCAACCAGCUGGAACAGUGGUAGGGAUGGUCAAAGCUACAGAUUUGGACAUUGGACGGAACGCAGAGCUGUCGUACUACCUUGAUCAAAACCAGGACAACUUCACUAUUGAUGCUCAAACCGGGGAGAUAUCAAGUUUACGGCCCUUUGACAGAGAAUACCUCAACCAGACCAUGGGGAGAACAUCCUAUACGUUUUCUGUGUAUGUCACGGACAAUGGUCUCCAGAGACUGACUGAUUCUGUCAUGGUGGUUGUCAAUGUUCUUGAUGUCAACGAUAAUCCUCCCCAGUUCAAGGAUAAGGUCUACAGGGCCUCUUUAUUGGAGGACGCAGCAGAGAAUACACGUGUCCUGAAAAUCGGAGCAUCUGAUAAUGACACCAAUGAAAAUGCUGCUCUGUCGUAUCUGAUCGUAGAUGGUAAUGCGGACGGCAGGUUUAAGAUCAGUGCUGGGAAUGGGCAGAUAUAUUUGAGUGGAGGACUUGACAGAGAAAAUCAGGACAGUUACGCUCUAACUAUUAUCGCUAGUGAUUCUGGGAAGGACGUUCAAUACACUGCUACAACAACUGUUUCCAUUACUGUCCUUGACGUUAAUGAUAAUGCUCCUCUCUUCGACCAGACUGCCUUUGACAUUGGUAUCUUAGAAACAACACAGUUAGGCGAAGAAAUAGCCCAUUUCACAGCCACAGACACUGAUCUAGGGGAGAACGCACAAAUUACAUACAAAGUCACUGAGAACGGCGGCAUGUUCAACAUCGACCGUAAUACUGGAAAACUUUACUUGGAGAAAGCUCUGGAUUAUGAAAAGAAAUCAGAAUAUCAUUUGAACAUAUCAGCUGAAGAUAAGGGAAGGACACCUCUACCCCAAUAUGCACGCCUUACCGUGCGAGUUCUGGAUGCUAAUGACAAUGCACCAGACUUUGGAUCAACUCCAGCAUUCGUGACUGUUUCUGAAGAUGUCGGACUGUACAAUAACAUUCUCAAGGUCACUGCAACAGAUCCUGACGCUGGAAAUAACGGAAAGGUUGUAUAUUCUCUCAAGUCACAAGACCCACCUGGCGACCAUUUCAAGAUUGAUACAUCAAGUGGUUAUAUCUACAUCUCAUCGAUCCUAGACCGGGAGUCAUCACCGACCUUCACCUUAAAGGUCAUUGCAUCGGACUCUGCUCUUCCUUCUCUGAGUAAGUCUACUGAGAAAGAAAUUACUGUCUUUGUAAGUGACAUCAAUGACAAUGAUCCCGAGUUCCUAUCCAUGGAUGCUAUUGCACUGCCUUAUCCAGCAGGUCAAGGGGCGUUUGGUAAUGUCUUAGCAGUAGAUCCUGACAAUGGUUCAAAUGGCACUGUUGUGUAUGAACUUGCCCAAGGUGAUCAAGAAAAGUUUAGUCUACAUGAAACUACAGGUGAACUUUCUCUCCGAAAAAACAUUGGCCAAACUCCUGUCACUUACUCGCUUAGGGUGAUCGCCAGAGACAGUGGUAUACCAUCGUCUCGGUCAACACAUAUGGACAUUACAAUCAUUUUAGUUGGCACAUCUGGUGGACCAACUUUUCUUGGACAGCCGUACAAAGGACAAAUAUCAGAAAACAGACCAGCAGGCACUGACAUUCUGACUGUGGAAACUUCACCUACAGCGCUUCCAACGGAAUAUUACAUAACGGGAAUUACAUCGAAAGAAACAUCAACAGCGAAUUAUUUCAAAGUGAACAAAAUUGAUGGAUCCAUUACAUCAUCUAUUGUGUUAGAUCGUGAAAUCCAUGGAGAUAAUUUCACCGUAGAAGUUUGUGCCCUUGAGAAGCAGAACUCCGGUCCCAAGGCAACGCGCACGCAGGUUGUGAUCACGGUCUCCGACAUCAAUGACACUCCUCCAAUGUUCAGUCGUUCUGUGUACACAGUCUCCGUACUGGAGAGUUUACCGGUGGGAAGGGAAGUAACCAGGGUGAGCGUAACGGACCAGGACCUCAACGGUCAGGUGACCCUCAGUAUCACUGCUGGCAAUGUAGGAAACAGCUUUUCCGUCGACCAGAAUGGUGUUGUGACUGUAGCCAACCGACUUGACCGUGAAACUCUGGCUACCUAUGACCUCACCCUCAGCGCCUCGGAUGGUAUCAACAACUCCCAGAGUACCGUUACCAUAUCUGUCACAGACGUAAAUGAUGACAUCCCAUCCUUCAACAGCGCCCUCUAUACUUUCGACCUUCCGGAGGAUAUGGCUCCCCAUACUACUAUUGGAAGAGUUGACGCCACUGAUAAUGACCUUGGGGUCAACGGAGGGGUCAGCUACACACUGCUGACUCAGUUUGGUGGGGACAUGUUUGACCUUGACCCAAAUCAAGGCACUUUCACUCUCAAGAGCCAGCUUGACUUUGAACAGAUGCAGUUGUAUGUUCUGACAGUAGAAGCACGAGAUCAUGGCGAUCCUUCCCUCUCCAGUACUGUGUCUGUGUUUAUGAAUGUCAAGGACAUCAAUGACAAUUCUCCGACCUUUGACCCUGCCUCAUUCAGUACCAAAAUCUUUGAGAAUGUCACGGUAGACUCCAGCAUUAUCACUGUGUCUGCAUCAGAUAGCGAUUCAGGUGUGAACGGAGAGGUGAGGUACCGGAUCACAGGAGGGGAUCUAUACGACCAGUUCUCUAUCAACAUGGUGACUGGUGAAGUGACCACCAUCCGACCUCUAGACCGAGAAGUUGUGGCGCUGUACAGUCUGGAGGUGACCGCCACUGACCAGGCUGUCCCCCACACUGUCAGGAACACUGCCACUACCAAGAUAACGGUGAUUGUUGAAGACGUCAAUGACAGCUACCCAAAGUUUGUGUCACCCUCCCAGAUCUGGAUCAAGGAGAAUGCCCAGGUUGGUGAUGUUGUUGCUAUGGUGACAGCAGAAGACCAGGAUGAAGGGGGAAACGGAUUGGUAUACUACAGUACUACCAGUACAAAUCUACCCUUCACCAUCGAAAAUAUCCGUGGUAAACUCAGUGUCACACAGACUCUUGAUAGGGAGAAUGUGCCGCAGUACACCAUGAAUGUCAAGGCCACCGAUAAUGGAAUCCCACAGAGGUCGACAGAUCAAACAUUGAUAAUCCAUCUUGAGGAUGUCAAUGACAACAGACCUGUGUUCAGCCAGGCGGAAUACACCUCUACAGUGCAGGAAAAUAUCACUGUUGGAUCAACUAUCCUUACGGUUCAUGCCCAGGAUGCAGACUCGGGCACAAAUGGCCUGGUGCGCUAUUUCAUAAUUGCAGGAGAGGAUAACUCUGAUUUCAGUGUAGACCAGAGUACCGGAGUCCUCCGUGUGAAGAAAAAUUUAGAUUUUGAACGGAGGACUUUUUAUGAUAUCACCAUUCAGGCAGAAGAUAGUAGUUCCGAUACCAAAUCUGCACAGGCUUCUGUGAAAAUCGCCGUCACGGAUAUCAAUGAUAACGCCCCAGUGUUUGUGAAUUCGCCGUACAAACCUAUAGUGUUGGAAAAUGCAACACCUCCUGUUCGUGUCAUCAUAGUUUCAGCGAGGGACGACGAUUCGUCUCCCUACAACAAAGUGGCUUAUUCCUUUUUAGGUGGGAAUGAUGAGAAGAUAUUCCAUAUCAAUGAGAGUUCAGGGGAGAUAACCUGUAAUAAAUCACUGGACCGAGAAGUUAUCACAACGUAUCAACUAGUUGUCCGUGGAAAAGACUAUGAUCACCCCGGCCCGCUGCUGACCGGCACAGGGACAGUGAUCGUCACAGUCGCCGAUGUUAAUGAUAACUCUCCUAUCUUUGAACACUCCGGAACUUAUGUAGGACACAUUCUGGAAAAUGAAGAUCCAAUGACGUCCAUAUUAACAGUCCAAGCAACUGAUGCAGACAACGGCCUUAAUGGCCAAGUCACGUAUCGACUUGAGAACAACAUUGAGAACAAGUUUAUGGUGAAUCCUGCCACUGGAGUGGUGUCCACCACACAGGCCCUAGACCGAGAGGAAGUUGACCCCACCACUGGACACGUCCUUGACCAAUACAACCUCAAGGUCAUCGCGUCAGAUGGUGGAUUCCAGCCACACUUUACCAUGGCUGAUAUUGUCAUAUAUGUAGAUGAUGUCAACGAUAAUGAUCCGAUGUUCCUACGGCCUACCUACACUCAGGUGGUCAACAAUCCAACAACCGCAGGUGGUUUUGUGUUAGGAGUAACUGCAGUGGACCAAGACACCAGUUCAAAUGGACGGGUCACCUACCGACUGACUGGGACUAAUGCCGAUAGGUUUGUGAUAGACGCUGACCGGGGUAUUAUCACUGCGGCGCAGGCUAUCACACUUACUGGUGCCCGGUACUCCUGUUCUGUGGAGGCCUCUGACAAGGGGAGUGAGAGUAGGAAGUCCUCAGUGAACAUUGAAGUGACGGUGGCUUCUGCAAACAGCGACAAACCAACAUUUAACAACGUGCCUGAUAACCUGCGUAUCAAUGAGAAUGUUGUUAUGGGCUUCCCACUUACCUCCGUCUCCGCCGCCUCUCCGAUCGGGAGAAACAUCUUCUACCACAUCGCUGGGGGCAACGUUGCGAACACGUUCACCAUCAACGAUCAGACAGGUGACAUCACAGUUGGUAAUCAGGUAGACUACGAAAUAGCGUCAAACUUCCAGUUGUGGGUGGAGGCGCGUGUUACAGGGAAUCCUACCUUGUCAUCUUACGCAGCCAUCAAUGUUGACGUCACAGACCUCAACGACAACACACCACGCUUCAGCUAUAUGCUUUACUCUCACACGAUUUCUGAAAACCAGCCUACCAUUACAUCAGUCAUCAAGGUCUCGGCCUCUGAUGCUGAUGAUGGUGAAAAUGGACGGAUAACCUACUCGAUACAAGACGGUGAUCCCCACAACAACUUCACCAUUGAUACUGUUACCGGUGUCAUUCGUACACGGACUACGCUGGAUCGCGAGGUCACAGACACCGUCAAUCUCAUCAUCUACGCUGUGGACCACGGUUCCUCAUCCAAUACAGGUUCAACCACUGUGAGAAUCACCAUCUUGGAUCAGAAUGACAACCCACCUGUGUUUAAACGUCAGUUCAGUGCCACGAUUAACGAGGACAUUGACGUCGGAGUGUUUAUCCUACAGGUGACCACUGUAGAUGCUGAUAUUGGCAUCAACGCAAACGUUUCAUACACCAUGACACACGACAAAUUCACUAUUGAUGCAUUGAGUGGCAACAUUUCCUCUAACAGUGCACUUGACCUUGAAGAUAUAACAUCCACAUUUUAUAUGUUGGAUGUCAAGGCCACAGACGGCUACAAUGAUGUUGUGAGCAAAGUCAUUAUAUAUCUGAAGGACGUCAAUGAUAAGAUUCCCAUCUUCCAACCCCAGAAUCCAACAUUUACUUUCCCCGAGCGUCAGCCCUCUGGAACUCCGAUCGGAACAGUGACAGCUCUGGAUGCUGACCGUACUUCUCCAAACAACGAGGUUUAUUACACACUCAAGUACCCGUCCAAGGCUGUGGUCAUCCACCCCACCAAUGGAGGUCUCUCCUCCAAGCGUGAACUUGUGUAUCAACAGAAUAUCACUGCCACCCAUGCCAAUGUCCUGGAAGUGGUUGUCAUAGCAACAGACCUAGGAACUCCUCCACUGUCCUCGGAGACGAUGGUCAAGAUCAACGUACUGGAUGCCAAUGACCAUGCCCCAAUAUUUGAAAAGAGUAGUUACUUCUCGGCAGUGCCUGUUACCGUGGGACAUGGAGCAAGAAUUCUCCAGGUCAAGGCCACGGAUAGCCUCGAUGUCGGGGUCAACGCAGAGGUAGAGUUCUUCAUGGUAUCUGGCAAUGGAUCUGGCUACUUCACGGUGGAUACAACUACAGGGUUCAUAACUGUGGCAGCCGUCUUGGAUGCUGAUAAACAGGACGCUGACUUUAUUCUCAUGGUGGAGGCACGUGACAAGGGAACUCCCGUCAUGUCGUCUGUCACCACAGUGAGGCUGCGCAUCACAGGGGUCAAUCUGCAUGCACCUGUGUUUGUCACAACCGUGUUUGAGGUCACUGUUGAUGAAAACAUGGCGAUUGGCCGAGAGAUUGCAAAUAUAUCUGCCACAGAUGCAGACGUGACAGGACCUAAUGGGCGAGUACAGUACAGCAUUGCCAGCGGUAAUCCUGACAACUUGUUUGCUCUCAACAGUGUGAACGGUGCCCUAACCAUAGAGAAAGCCUUGGACUAUGAAACGACAAUGACACACUACCUCAACAUCACUGUACGCGAUCAGGGCCUACUGUACAAGGAGAUUUCUAGGACAUUUACUGUGUUUGUGAGAGACGUUAAUGACCAGGUUCCAGUGUUUAACCAGACACAAUAUGAUGCUUACAUCCCCGAAAACUCUCCCAGCGGUGAGAGAGUGAUCAAGGUGACUGCAACAGAUGCUGAUACCGGAAUUCAUGCAGACAUCGAAUAUUACCUUGACGACACUAGUCGCUUCAGCAUCGAGUCAAAGACAGGAAUCAUUCGAUCACAGGGCCAGCUAGACUAUGAGUCGCAGUCAUUGUACACUGUCACUGUAAUGGCCAUCAACCCCGGCACCACAAAGAAAGGCUCCACAAACAUUCAUAUUCACCUGACCGGGGUCAAUGAGUACUUCCCACAGUUUAUGCAAAAUGAAUACUCCUUUACUAUCACUGAGUCGGUGGCAGAUGGUUCGCCCGUUGGCAGCGUGCAUGCCAACGACAACGAUCAAGGAGAGGAUGGCGUGGUGUACUAUUACCUGAUCGGCUCUAGCAAUACCAAAGGCUUCAAAAUUAACUACAGCUCCGGCCUUAUCACCGUGUCCGGCCGCCCCGACUAUGAGAGCUCUCCUCAGAUUGACCUCAAAGUUCUGGCAAAGAACUGGGGCAGUGUCCAGGGUAACGAUACUGACCAAUGUACUGUGACCAUCAAAGUCACUGAUGCUAACGACGCCCCUGUAUUUAACGAGAGUGUGUACAGAGCGAGCGUGAAGGAAGGUUCCGGAGGGGGUGUCAGUGUUACACAAGUUUUCGCCAUUGACAACGACAACAAGCAAUCUGACCCACAGUUCUACUAUACCAUUCUGGGUGGAAACCUUAAUGAUGCAUUCGUGGUUGACAGAGUGACAGGAAUGGUGAGAACAUCAGGUUCAGGAAACCUUGACAGAGAGGUAGACGCCAUGUACAACAUCACCGUUGGUGCUGUCGACUCGGGCGUGCCACCUCAAACAGGUUCGGCCACUGUGCAGAUAACGCUGGAGGAUAUCAAUGAUAAUGCACCAUACUUCGACCCAGUCAUGCCGGUGGGGUACAUUCGAGAAAACAGUGCGAUAGGGUCAUCGGUCAUGAUGCUGCUGAGUCACACCUUCGACAAGGAUCUGCCGCCCAACUCUGGGUCGUACACGUACAAGACUGUUGCUGGGGACGACUACAACUUCUCUAUAUCUCCCACCACGGGUCUCAUCCAAACCAAGGCUGCCAUUGAUCGGGAACAAAAUCUCGACUUCAGCAUUCCUGUAGUUGUGUCUGAGUCUGGUAUAUUGAACAAGCUGUCGGCGACCUUGACUUUCCAUGUGAUUGUGGAGGAUGUGAAUGACGAGUCCCCGUUGCCUAGGAACAUGGCGGUACAGAUUGCGGUGAUGGACGGAGACUACCCGAUUAUGCCCGUUGCUGAUGUGCACCCCUUGGACAGAGACACCAUUGGCCAGUACCAGUGUUGGUUACAAAGUGAUGGCAACAGUAUCUUCGAGAUUCCAUCAGAAUCGUGUGACCUCAGGAUAAGAAACAAACCAACUGCAUCAAGGUAUACAUUAGAUGUGACGGGAUCAGAUGGUUUAAAUUCUCCCAACGCCAACUAUACAGUGAGUGUCAACAUGGUUGCCAUUGACAACAACACUCUACAGAACACAGUGAUUAUAAGGAUUGAAGACAUCACGCCUCGAUCGUUCCUGGAGAAUUCCUACACUCUGUUUCUCACCUCGCUGUCACAGCUGUCUGUGGGUGACACUGUGCUGAUGUUCCACCUGACCUCACUGGGUGAUGACAUGCUGGUGUUCGUGGCCAUACAGAGGUCAGAUGGUAGCUACGUUCUGGCUGACAUCCUCAAGGACAAGAUAGCCAACAACCUUGCUAAGAUAGAAGCAGACGCGGGUAUCUCUAUAACAACAGUGGGAUACUCGGUGUGUGGUUCAACAACCUGUGCAAGUGAUCAAGGUGGAAAAUGUGUGAACCAGAUUGCUGUUGGUACUGGAGCAUCAGUGGCUGAUUCCAGCUACCAGGUGAUUACCUCCCCUAGCCUGACCCUAGGGUACUACUGUAUCUGUCCACCUAACAUGUCUGGGGACACCUGUACCCAGACCGUGGAGAAGUGUGGCGGUGAUUACUGUCAGAACGCCGGUACCUGUGUCAAUGAUAACUUUGGUAACCCUGUGUGUGCCUGUGUUCCUGGCUGGACCGGUACAUACUGUGCCUCAGAUGUGCCAGAGUGUAACAGCAAACCCUGCUUGAAUGGAGGUCAGUGUGUAGAGAGUCCUGGCUCGUACUCUUGUCGGUGUCCUGAUGGUUUCUAUGGGGAUCACUGCGAGAUCGGACAGGACCACUGCAAGAAUACACCUUGUAGGAAUGGAGGCACAUGUAGGAACCAGCAGGAAGGCCGGGUAUGUGAUUGUCCUUUUACCUACUGGGGAGACAGCUGUGAGUCCACCAGUGUUGGCUUUGAGGAGGGUUCCUACAUGAAGUUCUCCUUUUCAUCUGUCCAGUACAACAAGCUGAUAGAUGUGACGUUUUCCACCCUAAGAUCUAACGCCCUUCUCCUGUACAACCCGGCUGUCACCAACAACAAGUUUGUGGCUCUGGAAAUCAUUGGAGGCUUUAUACAAUUCUCCUUUAACAUCGGCACAUCAACGUCACAAACCAUCAAGGUCAAGGUCAACAAGAAUGUGUCAACAGGCCAGUGGUUCAGGGUCAAGGUCACAAGAGCGGGGCAGAGAUUGGAUGUCCAUGUCCAAGACUGCCCAGCCAAUGGAGAGGAAUGUCAGUCAUGUGAGGACGGUAAUUCCUUCUGCCACGGUUACGACUCGCAGAACGCAGGGAACCUGUAUCUCGGCGGGGAGUUGAGUAUUGGUGGAAUUGGAGACAUCACAGAAAUCACCAGUCGAAACCAAAUUGUUACACACGAUUUCAUUGGCUGCAUAAAGAACUUCUACUGCAAUGACAGUGACCUGAUAACACGUUCGGGCUACCUUGCCAAGGUGAAGGUCAAGGACACUUGCCCAAGGUCAGAAGGGAAGAGUGUGUGUACAGGUAUUGUCUGCAGCAAUGGUGGUGUUUGUGUGGACGAAUGGAGCACGGCCCGUUGUCGGUGUCCGGAGAAAUACAGUGGGACUUUUUGUCAAAUUGAAGUAAAACCACUUGGAUUUGGUGCCAACACAAUUGUACAAUUCACACAGAGGGAAAGUUACUAUAGGGACAGCGUCGUUGGCACGGCAACCAACAGGAAGAGGCGGGCCACUGACACUUCCAGUGUGUUCAUCAGAUUCCGCACUACAGCUCAAAAUGGUCUCCUGUUCUAUGCCUCUCAGAACUCGGACUAUAGCGCCCUUCUAUCUGUAAUAGAAGGCAGACUGCAGUACAGUAUACUGAAGCAGGGAAUACAGACAGUACAACUAUUGUCUGUCCAGGUAUCCGAUGGUAACUGGUACAACGUCACCAUCUCUGUCACAGGUACACAGGUCAGUCUGACCGUACAGGGUUCCCCAGGAACUACCAAGGAUUUGACCUCUGCCUUCCUGUUCUCUGACCCUAAAGUGACCACUUUAGCCCUAGGAGGUGAUCCUUCAUCUUCCUCAUCUAAUGGAGAUGUCAGUCGACAAGGUUUUGGCGGCUGUAUUUCUGUAUUCCGUCUGGACAAUCAACCGAUCACACUCAAUGGUACAACUGACCGAUUUGUUGUGGUACCUUCCUCAGGUGUAGAGAACGGAUGUUCUGCUCUUUGCUCCGACUCACCGUGUGGAGAUCGUGCGUGUACCCCAGUAGGGGAGGAAGUACAAUGUGGUCCCACUGUUGAUGAUGCUGCUGGAAUCGGCAUUGGUGUUAUUGUGGUGAUAGCAUUCUUUGGAGUUCUCAUUAUUGUGAUCGUGGCUGUGUUUAUCUUCUGUCGUAUCAGACGACGGCAACAGAAUAAAUCAAAAUCGGGAAAUGCCAAAAUGAAUGGCAAUGCUCAUGUGAAUAAGAAUUUCACCGACAACAGUGCACAUAGUCAUCAGGACUCUGGGUACGGCGACCACCCAACAGAGGAGGAUUUCAUCAGCUCCCACAUUGAUCAGGGACUCACUGCAAGACGCAAUCAGCCCAACAGGCCUGAUAUCAUAAGCUCAGACAGGCAGCAUCGCAAACAAUUUCCUCUGGAGAUUGAUGACGGAACUGUUAUUAUAGACAAUGGUGAUGCUAUCAACAUGCAUAUGACAAGUGAGGACAUCCCGGAGCAUUACGAUAUAGACAAUGCCAGUAGUAUUGCUCCGUCAGACAUUGAUGUGGUGGCACAUUAUCGUGAUUACCGUGGGGUAAACAAACAUCCUUACCCACAUCACUCCCACCUAAACAAUAUACACAAUAAACCUCACAAUAAACAUUCCUCUAGGCAUGGUCCCAGUCCUCAGACCGUGCCUGGGCACGGCCGCAGCUCCGCGCCCAUCAGGGAGAGUCCAUCUCCUUAUGGUCGUCAAGGAAUGACCCACAGUCCUGCUCUGCUGGACCCCUCUCAACUACACAAUUCAGCAUGCAAUAGUCCCGCGGUACAAGGGGCCAGGAACAGCCCCAUGAACCACCUUUCUAGGCAGUCACCACACAUGAGGUACAGUCCCUUGACCAACCCUAAUGUACGGGGGACACCACUGUCUGACCACGUACAUCACAGUCGGACAGACUCUGAGCACAGUCUUGCCAGUCAUCAUAGUCACAGUUCCAGUUCCUCAGUGGCUCGUCCUCCAUCUCUUCCUCAGGGCCACCCCUCCCAGCUCAGGGGCAACCCUGUCAAGGUGCAGCCUCCACAGCCACGCCAGGUUAAGGGCCUCACAUAUGGGGAAGUUAAAAAACUUAAUACCCGUCCCCAGCCACCUAGUCCCGAGAGCAUGGUGGAAAUGGUGUCUUCGUCUAGUGCAAGUCAUGGACACCACCCACCCUACAUACACAACAGUUCUGUGUUAGAAGCCCCGGACUCAAGCUCCGAGGAAAGUGCAAAUGACUCGUUCACAUGCUCCGAGUUUGAGUAUGAGAAUGAAAGGCCUCGAAAUGACUUUGAUUCAUCAAACUUGAUCUUAUCAAAACUGGCAGAGGUGGAAAAUGAGAAUCAGGAUUAUAACUCUCACAAUAAUAAUAAUCAUAGAAAGUUCAUAUCAGAUGGACGGACUUCAAAUGGUGAUUCCUUCGGGUCCUCGGAGGAUGGUCCCGCAAAUGGUGCUAAGCCAAUCAAUGGUACAUUUAACUGGGAUGAAUUCUUAAAUUGGGGCCCAAGUUUUGAGAAGUUAGUAGGUGUGUUUCGUGACAUAGCAUCCCUCCCGGAUGGUGACAAUCUAGACGGAUCCCCAGAGAUCGAAGUUCACCAGGAGGAAGAGGAAUAUGUAUAACCCCUCAGGUCACUAGAUGUUUGUCUAAUUUAUGAAUUAUAGCCCUUCAUUGUGAGGUAGGAGUUUCCUCCCUUUACUAUAAAGCAUUGCAUUAUUAUUCUUAUUAUGUUUUCAAAUCAAUUAUGCAAAUAUGUAUUACAUUUGCAUGAACAUUUUUAUAAAUUUGUAAAUUCAGAAUUCGGUUUCCUGAGUCAAUUUUAUGAUGUAAAGGAAAAAGAAAUUUGUACAUAGACAUUUGUAAGAAGUGUAUGUAAUAUUGAACUAAUUGUUUUUAUUUGUCUGAGAAAAUGGACGGAGUGAGAAUGUAUCAGACUUGGUGCAAAUGAAUUUGUGUAUGAAACAUCUAUUAUAACAUUGUUUACAUUGUAUACACAUCAGUGUGCUGCAAAUUAUUUUUCUGAGAGUAUUAGUAUGAAGAAUUCUUUUCUAAGUUGAAGUUUUGUAAUGGUGAGUUGUAGACUUGGUCUACAGUAUCACAGAAUACCCAGUAUUACCCUGGGCCUGUAUUUAUUAAUCCAGUAUUGCUCAGGCACAAAUUCUAGGCUCAAACUCACUUUAUUGUAACUUGCUGAAAUAAUGUAGCGGUCAAGAAGUUAAGUGAAGACAUUGGAAUGCAGUAUCUCCAAAGGUCCUCCAAAUAAUUGUAAAAAUGUGCAAUUUGAAGAAUUAUUUUACUGGAACAAGGAUUUGAAUUUUUCAUGAAUACAGGCUCAGAACUUUAUCCAAAUAUCUCCCUUAAAACUGUUGAUUCCAUUCUUCUCCUUGAUUAAAGUUAAUUUCUUUUUGUCAGGAAAUGUCAAAGUAUCAAACUGGUAGGUAACGUUGAAAGCAGAUCAAUCUAUCAUGGUCAAAAUCAUUCAGAAAUGAAUAUUUAAUUUAAUGGAUUUAAUGCCGAUAUUGAGUCCAAAUCAUAAAUCUUUUGACUUUGGGUAUAUUUUUUACAUCAGCUUCAUAGAAUUCCUUGACGUGUUUAUUUGAGAGUGAUUUGUGAAAAAAAGAAACUUUAACAUAUGUAUUGGUCAUAAGAUGACUGUUAAAAGAGUUUAUGUGACUAAGAUUGAGUGGAAGUGCUGUGUCAGUUGAGUGUUUGCAUCUAAGCUGUGAUUUGGGUGUCGUUGCAGUGAACAGCGUGUAUGUUGUCCGAGAUUCACAGCAGUUGAUUUGGAAGUCUGUACUAUAACAGGUCCAAGUCUUUCUGAAAUAGCCAAGGAGCAAAACCAUCAAGUUUACAUUCCAUCCUAACAUUAUCCACUUACUGUUCAGCUGGACUAACAAAGUGGUCAGUUAAGUUAAAAUUCUGUGUUUGGUCACCUCAGCUGGGAUUUCAUUUGAGGAGACAGCUUAGCUGAAAUCCCAUUGGAAGUUUUAGCAGGUAUUCCAAUUGAGGACUUGGCUGAAAUCUCAUUUGGGGGGUCCCCUUACAUUACCUGGAUCUCAUGAGUGUGAGGCUGAAAUCUCAUGUCAGGGCUCUUACCUGAAUUUCCCUUAAGAUGGUCUGUUUUAAGUAAGCAAGGCUGUUUCUUUGAUCAGUGUUGCUUUACAGUUUCUGAUAGCUCAGUUUUUCGGAAAUAUAACAAAUUCCUUGGUGUUUUUUUUCUAUUCUGAAAUGUAUUUUGUAAGUUUCCACCAUCUGAUAGACAUGCUAAUGUGUUGAAGUGUAUAUUAACUUAUUAAUCAAAACGACCUGCUGUACCUACACUGGCAUGUCAUACUGCUGAGGAGCAACGCUCCAAUCAUGAUAUUGCUCACAAAAAUCAAAACUUAAUUACAUUUUAUUGUUGUCUCCAGUCUUUUAUAAUGUUACCAUCAGUAUACAGCAUUAAACUAAAAAGGAUUUUUCUAUUUCCACGUACUUGAAUUCAUAUUCUUUCCAAAGAUCAAUAUUAUUUUACCUUUAGUGUCCAAAGUUUUGAUUUGCAUCAUUUCCCAAAAUCAGAACAGACGUUAUUUAGUUUGUUCAGUUUUAUAAGAUCUUAUUUAAGAAAUAUUGGCAUUUUUUUUCCACUGAAAAUUUGUCUUGCUUUAAUAUUGUAAAUUGUAUAACAUGUGAAGUUUUAUCAACAUUUACCAGAAGGUUUGUGUAUAUCAGCUGUGAUUUUUCGAACCAGUGUUUCUAUAGACCUAUGUUUAUUUCUAUAGACCUACGUUUCUAAGGAUCGGAAUGUCUGACGUUGUGUUUAUGUUGGUCCCUAACAUUUACCAAAUAUGUAUACAUGUACCAUCGCUCUAGCAAUAUUACGUCACAUAUCAGGUCAGAUUGAUCAACGUGUCAAGAUUUUUAUAUGAAAAAUUAAAAAACUAAAUAUA
Molecule: messenger RNA, 17748 nt
Organism: Mizuhopecten yessoensis (Yesso scallop)
Lineage: Eukaryota; Metazoa; Mollusca; Bivalvia; Pectinida; Pectinidae
Product: cadherin-related tumor suppressor-like
Exons: 18
Coding region: 496-15441 (4981 amino acids)
Biological process (GO): homophilic cell-cell adhesion
Cellular component (GO): catenin complex; plasma membrane
Molecular function (GO): cadherin binding; calcium ion binding
Source: RefSeq, a predicted model, not a curated record